AUGCCCAGUGGAGAUCGGUCCCGUCAUACCUCCAGAACACGACAUAGCACCAUUUUCAAUUCACAAUGGCACAAGCAACAUCCCAAUUCGAGCUCUCCAGCCCUCCAGAGGACGCAAUCUCGGCCCUCACCUUUUCGCCCACAAGUCCUACGCGUCUCCUCGCCUCCUCUUGGGACAACGCCCGUGCUGGACUGCUGUUUCGGCGAGAACGACGGGGUUCUCUUUAGCGGGGGGUUAGAUUGGCUUGUUAAACAAUGGGACCCCGAGACCGGCGCAGAAACCACCCUUGGGUCGCACGAAGACGGCGUAAAAUCUGUCUGCUACAAUCAAGAAAUCAAAUCCCUCAUAUCUGGCUCUUGGGACCAUACAAUCCGGUUAUUUGACCCUCGUGCUUCCACGGAAACUUCAAAGCAUCACCAACCCCAUAAGAUCUUCAGCACAUCGACCAUCAACCAUACCCUCGUCGUGGCCAUGGCCUCCCGUAGCGUCUAUCUUUACGAUGUUCGUAACAUGUCAGAACCCUGGCAGCGCCGCGAGUCUUCCCUCAAGUUCCAAACCCGUACUGUCAGAUGCAUGCCCAACGGGCAAGGAUAUGCAAGCAGCAGUAUCGAGGGCCGUAUAGCUGUCGAAUUCUUCGACGCCAGCGAGGAGAGUCAAAAGAGGAAAUACGCGUUCAAAUGUCACCGCGCUGUGGAAGGCGGCGUCGACGUCGUAUAUCCAGUUAACGCGUUGGCAUUUCACCCGAACUAUGGUACAUUUGCUUCUGGUGGCGGAGACGGUAUCGUGUCCCUGUGGGACGGAAUGGCGAAGCGCCGGUUGAGGCAAUACCAAAAAUACCCGGCAUCCAUCGCCGGAUUGUCAUUCAGUCCAAACGGCAAGUAUCUUGCCAUUGGCAGCUCGAGUGGCUUCGAGGACGGAAACGACGGUGGAGAAUUCCCGCCCGAGAGCCAGAUUAUAGCACCAUUUGCAGGACAUGACAGUAUACCAUUACUGCGCUGCAGAACUACUGGCUCAGUUCUUCCCCAGCAUCGUGUGCAAGCCUUCAGAAAUGGGACUACCCUCAUUGUUGGUUGGGUCUGUAGUGGUUAUAUAAUUAUAAGUGCCAGGAUGUUUUUCGGCUUCGAGACGAUCCCUGGCGGCUGGAGCGUCGAGGACUACGUGAAGUUCCAAGUCGAGCAUUCAGAGAAGACCCCCCGACAGAUCUCCGACGGGUGGCAUAGGUCACUUAGAGCUAUAGCAAACUGUGAAGAUGGCUGCUGCACUCAAGACGAGAUCGAUCAAGCCAACGUUCAUCAUGGGCGGUGGAAGAAUAAGAAAACAGCGGACCGAAAGUAUCUCUCCCAGUGGCUAGAAAAAGAAGAAGCCAAGAAGAAGAAGGCAAAGAAUAUUAAUUCUUUCCAUAUCGGCUCCGUGGGGACGCUGUUUGCUGGCCCUGUCAAUAGUGUCUACAAUACUGGUGAAGGUGCUUCUUCUUCUGCUCCUGUCGCUGCUACUAUGAGUAGCGGCGAUAUACCUGAAGGGCUACAAGCUGUGGCCCCAGCGGCGGGCGAAGAAGAACUCGGUGCGGCCAUAGUAGUCCUCAAGGGCGACAUUGAUUUCCAGCUUCUCCUGGACAACUUCAAGAGCACUUAUAAGAAGAUGAAAACCAAAACCCUCAUUAGCCCAGGGAAGUACCUCGAGACGGAGGUCUACAAUACCGUUAUGGGGAAAGUCGUCGACGGCUUCAGGGAAAUGAGUCAGCUGUUCCUGUGGUGGAUUAAAGAUAUGAUAAUGCCAAUGCCGGCGGUUGAUCCGGCAGUGAUCUAUGCAAUCUCUAGAUUUAGUAGUUCUUCUACGGACGAGGAGUAUCGCGAGUGUACGAAACACCUAGAUUAUAAAUACUUUGAUUCGGUCUGGGUCCAGAAUGCUAUGCGUCACCUGAUCACCUUAAUCUGCGAAACCAACGACUUGCUCUUGUCUGAUGAGCUACUGGAAGGAUCUCUGGAGUGUAUACUCUGGUCCAACCUUGUUGAUCUCCUCCUUGUGGACGUUCUCGUAGCCCGACGCCGUGAUUCGUCAUUAAUGGCGUUUAAAUCCCACCCCGACAUACUCCAAGGCACUGACCCGCAUUUCGACGCCGUCAUUUGCAACCACAUGCGCUCCCGUGCCACCACCUCUUCCCGGCUCCGAGCCCCAGAUGAGUGGGGCCUCAUUGAGGUGGCGCGCAAGAAUGAUGGCCCAGAUUCUCUGAAGUGGAAGAAGGACAAUUUGAAGAUGCUGAGAGGGCUCUGUGCGUUGAUGCGUUAUGUUAGGGAGUAUGUUGACUAUGACAAGGAGACGUUGAAAAAGUUACAAUUCCCAGGAUUGAUACAGGCUGGUCUGGAAACGAUGACUGUCCGCAUCACCUGCGUGGGCCACGUGUUCAUCAAACAGGAGGGCGCCCUGAGGAAAGUCCCUACCAGCGUCAAAACCCUCCCCCAAGCCUUUCAGCUUCUAGAGUCCCUAUGGCUAUUCAAGAAAAUGAUGCUCGACUGCCGGGAAGCUGUACAAAGCUACACGGAGCGGAAGGAGAAGGGGGUUGAGCCCAUGGCUCCUACGAGUCCGAGUACAUAUUAUAGUGAGAGGCUGGAUAAACCGGGGUCUCUUUAA
Molecule: messenger RNA, 2628 nt
Organism: Morchella importuna
Lineage: Eukaryota; Fungi; Ascomycota; Pezizomycetes; Pezizales; Morchellaceae
Exons: 20
Coding region: 1-2628 (875 amino acids)
Biological process (GO): mitotic spindle assembly checkpoint signaling
Cellular component (GO): kinetochore; mitotic checkpoint complex; bub1-bub3 complex
Molecular function (GO): ubiquitin binding
Source: RefSeq, a predicted model, not a curated record